Messenger RNA from Pichia membranifaciens NRRL Y-2026, 889 nucleotides. RefSeq lists its product as hypothetical. The record is from RefSeq and is a predicted model, not a curated record. Bases 221 to 691 code for a protein of 156 amino acids. NCBI's taxonomy places the organism in Eukaryota, Fungi, Ascomycota, Pichiomycetes, Pichiales, Pichiaceae. The transcript has a single exon.
CCGCAGUGCUUCGGCCUCCUGACCUCCUCCCGUCCCCCCUCUCCUCGGCCCCUGCUUUUUGCCCAGCCAGCGCCCGGUUUCCGCUUUUCUCGCCCCACACGGCCAGAGAGCCCUCCCCGGGAGCAGGCCCGGGCCCGGGGCGGUCGGUCGACGACAAUGCUGAUUUGCCGGGGACGUGAAGCACCUGGAGCACCUGUAGCACCUGGAGAACGUGGUGGACAUGGCUAGUGGAGAGGAGGGGAUGUCCGGCUGGGAAUGGCGCCUUCACUACUCCAGCCCUGGCGUGGAACAGAGACCACGCGGGAAAAGCGCAGGGCCAGCGUGCGUGCGGUGGACUCGGUUUCCGGAAAUAGCCAGCAGCAGGCACAACGGGCCCGUCUGCUCCUGUCACCACGGCAUGUCGUGUAGAUACACACGUUGCUGCAGACGUCACUGCAACUCACUCCAAGUUGUGGUUGCAGAAAGUCGUGCUUGGCAUUUGGCGACUGCCAGCGGCAGUUCUGCGACCGAGCAUCGAAACCCGGAGUGUACCUUUUGCGGAGUGCAUUGUUUCUUAUCCGUGUCCGUGUCUCACUGCGGAGUGCAUUAUACUACGACUGCCGCAGUUGCAGCAGAGUCGACUCUGCGUACUCUCCGGUCUUUGUUGUGCUUUCGACAGAGGUUUAGCAUAGGGAGCUGGGCUUUUUUCUGAGCCUCCUUGUGUUCUUUCGAAUGCAAGCUCAGCGACAAGGGGACGUGAGCCAUCCCGAAGAGGCAACUCCGGAAAAAUAUCUGCAGCACGGAAAAACAACUACCCGUCGACAAAUCUUGAAAAAAAAGAAGAAAAAGCAAAGCAGAUUCUCCGGGGCUCACGUGACCAAAUUGCAUUUGGUGUCGUGACACGACAGCU